Eimeria necatrix is the source of this 984-nucleotide messenger RNA. RefSeq lists its product as hypothetical. NCBI's taxonomy places the organism in Eukaryota, Apicomplexa, Conoidasida, Eucoccidiorida, Eimeriidae. The coding region runs from base 1 to 984 and encodes 327 amino acids. The record is from RefSeq and is a predicted model, not a curated record. The transcript has 10 exons.
AUGUUUGAGUUUCUGAGCAGACUGUGCUCCAAGCACAAGAACGCUCCCCUAGAGACGGAGCUGCGCCGGCAGCGGAAGGCCCUCAAGGCGAUUGACAAGUUUGUCCACAGCCUUCAGAAGAGUUUAAAAUAUUGGGAAAGAAGUGGCAAGUCUUUGCGAGUUAGCAUCAACGGAUACUUUUACGACAAGCCCGUUUACAAGCGUCCAGUGGAGGAGAUCGGCGCAGCCCUGGACUCGUUCAAGACAAUAUCCUCCUCGGUGAAACCACAAGUGGAUCUUAUCAAGGAGGCGAAUGUAGCCGCGGCGAAGUCAAUCGCGAAGGUUGAAAAGGCCAGCAAACGAAAGAAGGAUGCGGAGAAGAAGUUACUGCGGAAGGAGGCGGCGCUGAAGAAGCUGCAGCAGAAAGCGGAAACUGGCAAAGACCCGCAAGCUGUGCAGAAAGUCAAGACGGCGGAAGAUGAGGUUCAAAUUGCACGGAAUCGCCUGCAAACGGCAGAAGCCGAGCUUGUGAGAGAAAUGCAACAGACGAUGAACGGAAGUGCGCCAGAGGCCGCAAUGCAAGUUGCACGGGCUCUGGAAGCCAUGAUUCUCUUCUUGGUAGGAUCGGGCGUUGAUGUGGGGUCUGUGCGGGCUUCAAUUCGUUUGCUGGAAGAGACACAGUAUGUGUCGCCGUUGACGGCGGCUGGCCAUCAGCAGCAGCUGCUGCAGCAGCAGCCGUACACGAGCAGCAAGGCGGACAUGCAGCAGAUGCAGCAGUUCCCCAACAGCCCGCGCAGUACCAGCCCCGCAGAGCCCGUGAAGAGGACAAAUUCCCAGUCUUCCCGCCCCCACAGCCCCUCUGACCCUGGCUCUCAGCAGGUAACACCAAGGAAACCCUACCACUCCGGCGACAGCCAGCGCCUGCAGCAAACAGCCUCCAACGGAAACCUUAAAGACUCAGCCAGGCCCCUUGCCUCUCCCACGAAUCCAUUCGCGUCAGACUAA